UAUUCUAGUCCUAUGGUAAGAUGCCCAACCCGUGUUCAACUAUCCGAUAUUGCUCGAGAUAUGGGCCUUCAUCUGGAAGAUGAUGAACUUAAGCACUUUCAUGCAGAGAUAGAAGGAAACAUUGAGAAAAUCAACGAGACAGAAGAUAUCCUGGAGCCGAGGUUGCCAACUAAGUACCCCAGACUUCCAGGGUACAGACCAGGGAAAGAGGAGAACCCAUAUAAUGAAUGGUACUGGAAAUGUGAAAUAAAGGGCGCCAGUGAUGGUAAAUUGGCGGGAAAACGAGUGGCUGUCAAGGAUACCGUCGCUGUAGCAGGGAUUCCCAUGAUGAAUGGAUGUCACGCCCUAGAAGGUUUUACACCAGACUUUGAUGCAACGGUCGUGACUAGGAUACUUGAUGCAGGGGGCACUAUUGUCGGGAAGGCGACAUGCGAGGAUCUCUGUUUUACUGGGUGUAGCUCUACUGCAGCCAAAGGACCCGUCAAAAACCCACACGAUCCUACCCGAAGCACAGCAGGGUCAAGUUCAGGAAGCGCUGUUGUUGUCCAGACUGGAGAAGCUGACAUGUCAAUCGGUGGAGACCAAGGAGGUUCGAUCCGUCUACCGGCGGCAUGGACUGGGGUUGUCGGUCUCAAGCCCACGUACGGUCUGGUCCCGUAUACUGGAGCGAUGGGUAUGGAGAUGUCCGUGGAUCACCUUGGACCUAUGUCAAGGACGGUUUACGGUUGUGCUCUGCUCCUUGAGGUGAUUGCAGGUUAUGAUGGUGGUCUUGACGCAAGACAGCACCCUCAUUUAACAGUACCUGAAUACACAAAAGAGAUGGAAAACGCCAGCAUCGAGGGACUUAAAGUAGGACUCCUAUCUGAGGGAUUUUCUAUGAAAGGAGCAGAUGAAGCCGUCAACAAAUUAGUGAAGGAAACCCUUAACAAACUAACCGCAGAGGGAGCUGUUGUAAAAGAUGUAUCUGUUCCUUUGCAUACAAAAUCCAGCAAUAUUUGGGGAGCAAUCGCAGAAGGGGCUUAUGAACAUAUGUGCCGACUAGGAAGCUGUGGCAUAGGCCACGUUGGUUAUUAUCCGACCAGCUUCGCAAUAGCAUCGGGAAAAAUGUUUUCUUCAAGGGUAGAUGACCUUUCUAACUCAAUGAAGGUCUACAUGCUCCAAGGUGAAUACCUCAAGAAGUACUACAGAGGGCAGGUCUACUGUCGAGGUCGUAACUUGGUGUUGACGCUCCGUCAGGCCUAUGACAAGAUCUUCGAGAAGGUGGACGUCCUCGCCAUGCCGACCAUACCAUUCACAGCUUCUAAGCUCAUCUUCAAGGAUGACCUAUUGUCUGAAUACUUCAGGAAGUGCUAUGAAACGUUGGACAACACAAUGGCCUUCAAUCUGACUGGUCACCCGGCCAUUAGCGUCAAUGCGGGCUACCUCGGGGGCUUACCGGUCGGGCUAAUGAUCGUAGGACAACACUACGAUGAGGUCACCGUCUUCAAAGUGGCACAGGCUGUUGAGAAAAUCAGAGAUGAGGCGAAGUAGAAACAAACCCACACUGCCAGACAUUGAGUGAAACGCCAGACUUUAGAAAGCCAGAACUCCAGAUUUUUGUUUCAUAUUACAACCUGACAAGCGGACAUCCUGACCACUUAUGACAGGAUUGAUACCUAAAUAACAAAAUGUCCGAACGCGAAGCGCUAGCUAAAUUUGAGGUUUUCUUUCAGAUUUUGACCCCGAAAUUGGAUAUUCUAUGUACUUUUUCUAACAAUGGAAAGGAUAGGUAUCUUCACUAAAUAAAUGAGGUGAGAGCGA
Molecule: messenger RNA, 1800 nt
Organism: Lytechinus variegatus (green sea urchin)
Lineage: Eukaryota; Metazoa; Echinodermata; Echinoidea; Temnopleuroida; Toxopneustidae
Product: amidase-like
Exons: 11
Coding region: 13-1530 (505 amino acids)
Molecular function (GO): catalytic activity
Source: RefSeq, a predicted model, not a curated record